This is a messenger RNA of Drosophila busckii, 3258 nucleotides long. RefSeq names its product FMRFamide receptor. The record is from RefSeq and is a predicted model, not a curated record. Gene Ontology annotation, cellular component: membrane. Lineage: Eukaryota; Metazoa; Arthropoda; Insecta; Diptera; Drosophilidae. Gene Ontology annotation, molecular function: G protein-coupled receptor activity. The transcript is spliced from 2 exons. Bases 330 to 1994 code for a protein of 554 amino acids. Gene Ontology annotation, biological process: G protein-coupled receptor signaling pathway.
GCAACAACAAACGAAACGCUAACAAAUCUGUUAAAGAUCAACAUAUGUGUAUAUAGCUGUGUCAGUGUGUGUGUGUGCUUAAUAUAAAAUUUAAUAAAUACACGCAUGCUUGUAAAUUACCUGUAAAAAAAUCCCACGACACUCGUCAUUGAUGGCUGAAAUUUUUUAAAUGAAAUAUGCACAACGCCCGGGGGGACAACAAAUGCUGCAACUUCCACAAGCUCUCGAGGCAUUAAGAAUUAAAUUCCCAAGUUUCUAAACUGUCAACGACGCACAAAUUGAAGUUGCAAAACUAAAUGCAUUGAGCCCAACAGCAGCGUUUGGAGCACAUGAGCGAGGUGGGCGUAAUGCCACCGCCGGCGCCAGCUGAAUACGACUGGGCACCCAUAAGUGUGGAGCAAUUUCUGGCGAGUGCCACGGGACAGGACGAAACCGCGCGCUAUGAGUUAACCGAUCAACUGGGCAGCACGCUGGCGCCGCUGCAGAGUUUAUACUUUAAUAGUAGCAGCGCAGGCAGUGGCGGCGGCAGCGGCGGCAGCAUCGACAUCGACAGCAGCCAUAACUAUGCCACAUUUGGUGGCAAUGCCACGCACACGGAUCUGUUUCCGGACUACGAUGACAUGCUGGGCGAACCGAAUUGGACGCGCAUUUGCGAGCAGGUCUACAAUCCGCACAUAGAGAAUAAUCGCAUCGAGUUCUGGGUGUGCGGUGUGCUCAUCAAUAUCGUGGGCAUACUCGGCAUACUGGGCAAUGUGAUAUCGAUGAUUAUAUUGUCACGCCCACAGAUGCGCUCGAGCAUCAAUUACUUGCUCAUUGGCCUGGCACGCUGUGAUACGGUGUUGAUUAUUAGCUCUAUGCUGCUGUUUGGCAUACCCUCCAUAUAUCCUUAUACAGGACACUUCUUUGGCUACUACAACUACGUGUAUCCGUUCAUAUCGCCGGCAAUGUUUCCCAUUGGCAUGAUAGCGCAGACAGCGAGCAUUUAUAUGACCUUUACGGUGACCUUGGAGCGCUAUGUGGCCGUCUGUCAUCCGCUGAGAGCGCGCGCCCUCUGCACUUACGGACGCGCCAGAAUCUACUUUAUCGUCUGCGUUUGCUUCGCUCUGGCCUACAACAUGCCGCGAUUCUGGGAAGUCCUGACCGUCAGCUACCAGCUGCCCCACUCGGACGUUGUGCUGCACUGUGUGCAUCCCUCGCCGCUGCGGCGCAACCCUACGUACAUCAACAUCUACAUACACUGGUGCUAUCUGAUAGUCAACUACAUCAUCCCGUUCCUCACGCUCGCCAUACUCAACAGCCUCAUCUAUCGCCAGGUGAAGCGCGCGAAUCGCGAGCGUCAGCGCUUGUCGCGCUCAGAGAAGCGCGAAAUCGGCUUGGCCACCAUGUUGCUCUGCGUCGUCGUCGUCUUCUUCAUGCUCAACUUUCUGCCGCUUGUGCUGAACAUCUCCGAAGCCUUCUACAGCGUCAUCGACCACAAAGUCACCAAGGUGUCCAAUCUGCUGAUCACCAUCAACAGCAGCGUCAACUUUUUAAUUUACAUUAUCUUUGGCGAAAAGUUUAAGCGCAUUUUUUUACUCAUUUUUUUCAAACGACGCCUGAGUCGUGACCAACCCGAUCUUAUACACUACGAGAGCUCCAUAUCGAACAACGGCGACGGCACCAUGAACCAUCGCUCGUCGGGACGCUUCUCGCGCCACGGCACGCAGCGCAGCACAACGACCACCUAUCUGGUCGCGACGGGCGGCAGCGGCGGAGUCAACGGCGGCGCCAACAACGUGCGCUUAACCCAAGUCUCCGGCUCGCCGGGCAUACUCAAAAUCAAACGCAAUCGUGCGCCCUCACCGGGUCCGGUGGUCUACUAUCCGGGUCCGCGCGAAAUGCAACGCUCCAUGUCCACCACCAACAGCUCGUCGACGAACAACAACACGGCGCUGGGACUCGACUGGACAGUGGACAGUGCUAAAAAGCUGGGCCACGUCUCGUCGGGCUUUUAGUUUAAGUCGUAAGCGUUAAGUCAUAAGCCAUUGUAAUUUAUCUAGACAGCUAGUCAUACUCGAAUAACUAACUAUAUAACUGUAUAAUUAUGCAUAUUGUUAGUAUCUAAAGCGCGCUAAGCGACGCAUUACUUUGUGAUAAGCGUUAAAUGUUGCUCUUUGCUCCCCCCUUCUCUUUAAACUCUAGAACAGUCGAAAGUACAGCAAAGUCUUUAGCUCAGUUCAGUAUUUUAAUCAUGUUUUAAUUUCUUCAUGCAAUUCGCCAACACUAGUUGGCCCCAGCUAUUUAUCCAAGUCGCUUUAAACUUUAACUAGAGAUUUUAUGCAUAAAAGACUGACUCCCAGAUGUGCAGCAAAUAGUUACAAUUACUUUAACUAUUAAUUAAAGUAGCGAAUUAGUCAACGAAUUUCACAUACUUUAUCUCUUACAUGUAUGUCCAUAGUAAAUAUCUAUAUAAAGGUGAAACUGUUGCAUAAUUAAAUGUCUUAUGUCUACUCUAUAUAUAUACGCUAUAGCUAAUCUUAACUUAGUUUAAAUUCGAAAGCAAAGCAUUAAAUCCGUUACGUCCUCGCUUCGUGAUAUUUUUAAGCCAACAACAACAUUAUGAGCGCAUAAAAAACACUUGAUUAUUACAUUUGUUUGAAGUGCAAAAGGUUUGAUGAGUAAAACAAUUGAUUAAAAAUUCUUACACAGACUUUGCUGUACUUUGUUGAACCCUUUUUCGCUUUUAAUUUGAGCUGCUCAAUCAAUUGAAUUUUUGCACUAAAUUAAGCUUCCAACUUCUGUUUCUGUUCCAGUCUAUUUCUCAAAGUUUAAGACGCGCAGCGUGCCCAAGUUUUAUUUAUUAGUGUGUCCAGUCUAGCUUUUGUUGCUUUUUUUUCUUAUUUUUUAAUUAAAGCGCAUUUUUUUCAGCACACUUGAUAAAUGAUUUUAUUUUGCUUUGCGCCUCAAACUUUGUUUCAUUUGCUGAUUGGUCAGCUUUUAAAUUAUAUAGCAAAAGUUUUUGCUUGCUUUUUGUUUGUAUUUAUUGUUAUCGAUAGCAGUUCAUAAUUUUUAUUUUAUUCUCGCCGGAUUUGGGUUCACGUUGCAAUAUGUCAAGUUGUCAGAAAAGUUGUAAAGUGAACUUAAAGUUGGUUUAACAAAAGGCGCGGCAAAUGCGAUUAACUGUGGAAAACUCAUCUUCAACUCAACUCAAGUAGCAAACUUUUGAAAAAGACAUUUUCAGGUGUUCAUAAAUUGAAUUACAAUUAAUUUAACUUGUUU